Molecule: messenger RNA, 4763 nt
Organism: Hemibagrus wyckioides
Lineage: Eukaryota; Metazoa; Chordata; Actinopteri; Siluriformes; Bagridae
Product: C-terminal-binding protein 2-like
Exons: 10
Coding region: 16-3402 (1128 amino acids)
Molecular function (GO): oxidoreductase activity, acting on the CH-OH group of donors, NAD or NADP as acceptor; NAD binding; transcription corepressor activity
Source: RefSeq, a predicted model, not a curated record
UCUGUCUUGGUGCUGAUGUUGGUCUCUAGCAAGCAGUUGCCGAUUGGCCGUUCCCAGAGCUGGGAUGUGCUGGGUGGGAAUGAAAGUCAGUGGGAACGCAGUGAGAAUAUGUAUGAGCAGCAGAACAGAACAAAUGACCGACGGAACUCCUUCGGAGGGGAUGCUGGAGGUUGGUAUGAACCACCCACUGGUGUGCGCCCAUCUGAUGUGGAUAUGAAACGGGAUCCAUACCAUUACCAGGUGUCGAUGUAUAACCAUAAUUAUAUGGAUCGACCUGAUCCCUGCAGCAUGAGGAAGAAUUCUGUUCCUGAGUUGAACAGUCACUAUGACCGUCCACUCAUGGCCCAUCGUGGUUCUCUAACUCCACUGGAUCCUUACCAGCAAGAUCCUUCAGUGUUUUCCAGGACACCUGAUGGCCUCUUUCGUGGAGAACAAAUGCCCCUUAACCGAUCAGCUUCUCAUUACAUUACGAUGGGAACAAAUCAACCACUUUGGAACCAGACCCAAUCUGGGAGGUCUAGUGUGCCUGCCCCUAGUCCAGCACCACCUCCUCCACCCUCUACCCGUAUUUACCGGGAGCCAUGCCUCCCUGGCCCUCCACCUGCCACACCAGUAGCCAAAAUGAUGCCAGAAGGUCAGCAUAUUCCAAGCCGUGUACCAUCUCCUGGUCGGUAUGCCACUGAGGCAACUAAUCCUCGCUAUGGCACUGAGGCACCUUCUUCUCUUCCUGGAAUCUCAACGUACACUGAUCUUAAUGGGAGACCAGUGGAUCCAAGCCAGCCUGCAGCCACCUGUCUGGUUAUAGAUCCAUCUUCUCAAGGUAUGGUUAUGCGACAGGAAAGCCCUUCACCAUAUGUUAUAGGACAGCAGCAACAGGCCCAACAGCAAAAACAGGAACCAACUCAGCAAAUGUUACAGCAGCAAAUGCAACAAGUUCAUUCGUUCCAUCAAUCACAGCAGUUUCAGCCAGUACAGCAAGAGCAGUCUGUUCAACAACCACAGCAAAUACAGCCAGUUCCACAACCACAGCAAACGCAACCAAUCCAGCAAGUGCAGCAAAUGCCCCUUAUGCAACAAACACAGCCUGCACAAUCUGUUCAGCAUGGGCAACCUGUGGCACCACCAAAUCCUGUGUAUGACCCAAACCUUUCUUUGCCAGCUUCUGCCCCAGUGACUACAUCAGUCACAGCUGCUAUCCCUGCUCAGAGUCCUUCUCAGCUUUCCACUCAACCAGCUCCUCCUCCUACAACACCUCAAAACUCACUGGCUACUGUGGACCCCAAGAAGACAGCUGACCCAGAGUUUUUGGCAUUUCUACACAACGAAGGUUUGUCUGAGAGAACUAUAACCUCUCUGCUACAGCAGGGUUUUGAUUCACCUGCAAUGUUAGCUGUUAUGGAACAAAAUGAUGUUCACUCUGUUGCACCCAACUUGGGGCAGGCACGUGUUCUCUCUCGUGUGGCAGUCAGUUGCAGACGUCCUCUGGACAUCCCUCAGCACACGACCGCUCCGGUCAGAGGACGAUCCAACAGUUUCAGCCAUCGCAAUGACAUAUACUUGCACCAGCAUCCACCUACGACUCCAAGUAUGGACUCUCAGUAUAUGCAGCCACCCUUGAAUCCAGUCCAGACCAUCUUCCCCAGAAUGGCUGAAGUCAUGGGCCGCAGACCUAGUAGUGCCCCUUCCCAGCAGCUUCUAGAGGCAAGUGGAUACCCUAUAACGAGGGCACCAGGGUCUUUCAAUAGUGUGGUGUUGCCUGUUCAACCCCGCUCACUGUCUGCUUAUACUACUCAAGCUGGCCUACCUAUGCUAUCUUUGACAGCAGUGUCCCAGCAAGUUCCACUUCCAUCACAUAUACCUGGAGUGCAACCACAAAUCUUUGGCUUGCAACAACAAAUGCCACCCCCUAUUCAUGGGAUGCCACAACAAACACCAACACUGGCUGGACUGCCACAGUCAACAACCAUGCCAACUCUGCCAGCACAGCAAGCCCCCAAAGCAUACUCCACCAACUACACUGUGCCCAUGGAGCUGAUGAAGAGGGAUCGUAGCCUGGCCACAAUGUCUGGCCUGAACAAUCCACAUCCAAGCCCCCAUUUACUGCGGAAGACUGGCGCAACACCUCAUGACAGUGCCCUGGUGCCUGUAGGUUCUGCAAUACAGACUCCUUACCUUGCCAGUCAGAAGCUGUCACGACGCACUGGACCCCCUGUAAUUGUCUCCACCAUGGCAACACCUGACACAAGUAUAAGGCCACAAAUCAUGAACGGACCGAUGCAUCCUCGGCCGCUGGUUGCUCUGCUGGAUGGGCGGGAUUGUACGGUAGAGAUGCCCAUCCUUAAAGAUCUGGCAACCGUGGCCUUCUGUGAUGCUCAGUCCACCCAGGAGAUCCAUGAGAAGGUACUAAAUGAGGCAGUAGGAGCAAUGAUGUACCACACCAUCACACUCACCAGAGAGGACCUGGAGAAGUUUAAAGCUUUACGCAUCAUCAUCCGCAUCGGCAGCGGCUACGAUAACAUUGACAUAAAAGCUGCUGGAGAAAUGGGAAUUGCAGUGUGUAACAUCCCGUCUGCAGCUGUAGAAGAGACGGCGGACUCAACCCUCUGUCACAUACUGAACCUGUACCGGAGGAACACUUGGCUGUACCAGGCUCUCCGUGAAGGCUCGCGGUUCCAGAGCAUAGAGCAGAUCAGGGAGCUGGCAUCAGGAGCAGCUCGCAUACGGGGAGAGACACUCGGACUCAUAGGUUUUGGCCGGACGGGUCAGGCAGUAGCGGUUCGGGCAAAAGCUUUUGGCUUCAACGUGAUAUUUUACGACCCGUAUCUGCAGGAUGGAUUAGAACGCUCGCUGGGUGUGCAGAGAGUCUACACACUCCAGGACCUGCUGUACCAAAGUGACUGUGUGUCUCUGCAUUGCAAUCUAAAUGAACACAACCACCACUUGAUCAAUGACUUUACCAUCAAGCAGAUGCGACAGGGCGCGUUCCUGGUGAACUGUGCACGUGGUGGUCUGGUGGAUGAGAAAGCUCUGGCUCAGGCCCUGAAGGAAGGAAGAAUCCGGGGAGCUGCUCUGGAUGUUCACGAGUCAGAACCAUUUAGUUUUACCCAAGGUCCACUAAAAGAUGCUCCGAAUCUGAUCUGCACACCUCACACAGCCUGGUACAGUGAGCAGGCCUCGCUGGAGAUGCGAGAGGCAGCUGCCACUGAGAUAAGAAGAGCCAUUACAGGUCGUAUUCCAGACAGCCUUAGAAACUGUGUCAACAAAGAGUACUUUAUUGCCACUGCACCUUGGGGAGCAGUGGAGCAGCAGGUGCAUCCAGAGCUCAACGGUGGUGCAUAUAGAGUGGCCCAACCGUUACCAGCCAUAUCUCCUGGUGGCCUGCAAGACAAAAUGUAUACCUAAACCCAACCAGACAUGCCCAGGGUCCGGUGGGGAUGUCUUCUGGAGGACCAGAAAAGGGCACAAAGCCAGAUGGGGGUCCCAGGGCUCAUGCCCUCUCCCUGCCACCAGGACCCCCAGUCCAAUCGAACCCCCUGCCUGAAACAAUCCAACACACAACGUGAGCACAGAGUAUACAUAUCCGAGGACUAAACGCAGGGAGGCGUUUAUACUGCUACUGAACAACUCAUGGCACAGUUCACAUAGCGAGUUAACUUCAAACCAGGUACAAGAAGUAGUAAAUUACCUAGGAGCUACAGCUAACUGCAGCGGGAAGAGCUCAGAUAUGCAUCAUGGAGGAGUCUUUUUGCUCCUGUCUUGUCAUGGGAUUUUAGUUUUUCUUGGAUGUAGUUAUUUUUGUUGCAGAUGUUUUCCCUCCACAUGUAUGCUUUACCUUACUUGUUCUUCAUGGGACUGAGGAUUGAGUUCUCAAAGGAAGUUCACGAUAGUCACUCCUUCUGCCACCUGCCUUGUGAACAAAAACACUUAUAGAUGCAUUUAUUCUGUUAACCUGUGUUUCUUUCAAUUUCCUUGUUGCCUCUUCCUUUAAACCAAACAAAUUCUUAUUAGUCUUUUUAAUUCUGUGUUAAAGUGAUUUAAUUAUAUUGGUAUGUAGUGUAUUUAUCAAAAAAAAAAAGCGACGACAAACGGUUCAACUAUUGAUAACGUUUUCUUAACUUGGCCUUGUCACAAGCUGAACUUUAAUAAUUAGACACAAUCACAUGAUUCUAACAACCGUCAGCCCUAAUGUUCAGGCAUUUUGUAUUCAUUUACAUAGAAGUGUUUUAGCAACUUUGGCAUGUCAGACUUAUUGAAUUCAUUGAGAUAAUUUAAAUCCUUUUUUUGUUUUGUCCUAUACUAAGACUAUGGAUGGCAGCUCACAGUGAAAGUCAGGAGCCAUGUGCCACCCUGCUCAGGAAACACUUUUCUUCUUUCAUGUCCGAGUACCAUAGAACAAGCCUCACUCGUCUGAUUAUUCUGCCAUCUACUUUUCCUUACACUGCUCUCUUGCUGAUAUUUUUAUAGAUGUAAAAUAGAAAAUAUUUUGAUGUUGCAGUUAGAUUUGUAUUGCUAUAGUAUGCAAAACUUUUUCUUUUUUUUUUUGCCUUGUGUGGGUGUUAUGACACCACCUGGAGUUCAUUUUGUUGUUACUGAAAUGUGUGUUCCUCAGUCCACUUUGCCAGUACAUGUAUAUUAGGAUGGUGGGCUAUGUUUUUAUUGUUUGUUUCUUGUACCAAACAUCCAUGACAGUACAAAUAAUAAAAUAAAAUAAAAUAAAAUAAAAUAAAAUAAAAUAAAAUAAAAAAGCAAAAUACUUGUUACAA